This is a messenger RNA of Asterias rubens (European starfish), 3919 nucleotides long. RefSeq names its product serine/threonine-protein kinase TBK1-like. The record is from RefSeq and is a predicted model, not a curated record. Gene Ontology annotation, biological process: peptidyl-serine phosphorylation. Gene Ontology annotation, molecular function: ATP binding; protein serine/threonine kinase activity. The transcript is spliced from 18 exons. Lineage: Eukaryota; Metazoa; Echinodermata; Asteroidea; Forcipulatida; Asteriidae. Gene Ontology annotation, cellular component: cytoplasm. Bases 223 to 2775 code for a protein of 850 amino acids.
GAGUAAUUCUGAAUAUUUAGCUUCCUAUUGUAUUGUAUUUACCUUUUUGCAAUACUGCGCUCAUUUCAUGACAAUGACAAUAUGCCGUUGCUAUAUUCAUAUUCAGUGAACAAAUUAAUGGCUCCAGUUAACUAAUCUUUUGGUUUAUGGACACUUCAGUUCAGUGGCAGGCAACUGAUGAUGGUGUAAACUCAAACUGUGACUUUGUGAGAAUAUUAGAAAAUGGCAUCUGCCUCCAAUCAGAUACGGAGUACCAAGACGUACCUGUGGUACAUUUGUGAUGUACUUGGCACUGGGGCAACGAGUACAGUGUACAAGGGCCGUCACAAGAAAACUGGAGAAUUGGUGGCGGCCAAGGCGUUCAACAGCCUGAGCUUCAUGCGACCACAGAGUGUUCAACAGAGAGAAUUUGACGUCUUGCUCAAACUCAACCAUCCCAACAUUGUCAAGCUUUAUGAUAUCGAACAAGAUCAAAUCAGCAAGAAUCCAGUGAUAAUAAUGGAGCUGUGUUCCGGAGGAAGUCUGUACAACAUUCUUGACGAUCCGAGAAACUCCCACGGCAUCGAGGAAGAGGAACUGAAGCGAGUCUUGGGAGAUGUCUGUGCCGGUAUGAAACAUCUGAGGGACUUGGACAUUGUCCAUCGAGAUAUCAAACCGGGGAACAUCAUGAAAGUGACGUCCGAUGACGGUACUGCCAUCUACAAACUCGCAGAUUUCGGAGCGGCCCGGGAACUGCAGGACGAUGAGAAUUUUGUGUCUCUGUACGGGACUGAGGAGUACUUGCACCCUGAUUUGUAUGAGCGUGCCGUAUUAAGACAACCAUCACACAAAGCUUUCUCUGCAAGAAUUGAUCUCUGGAGUCUUGGUGUUACAUUCUACCACGUUGCUACAGGAGCACUGCCUUUCAGACCGUUUGGAGGAAGGAAGAACAGAGAGACAAUGUUUCAGAUUACUACGAAGAAGGCUUCUGGUGUGAUAUCAGCAGUGCAGAGAGAAUCUGUUAGUGGCCCCAUAGAGUAUAGUCGUGACCUACCCCAAACCUGCAGACUCUCAAGUGGGUUGAAAAAGCCGUUGGUCAAAAUCCUGCGGGGCCUCCUGGAGUCCAAGCCAGACAGAAUGUGGACCUUCAAUCGGUUCUUCGACGAGGUACAGUCGCUCCUGACGAUGAAAGUCAUUGACGUUUUCCACGUCUCCAAGUCGCAUAUCCUCAAGGUUUACGUGGAACCGAAGGGAACCCUGGCGGAGUUCCAGGAGCACAUUGCUGAGCAGACGGGGGUGCAGGCGAUGACGCAGGUCCUCCUGUGGGAGAGAGACAGCUUUUAUCCGGACGCGUCGCAAAAUUGCAAAUCGUACCCGGUGACGUCGGUGGAGAAUCCUAUCAUCUUAAUGGAGAAGGGGAAGCAAGACUUCCCAAUGGCUGUGCCUCCAGUUCAGCCCAAGUUGCCAAAAAUGAGUGCAUCGUAUGACAUAGACAAGGACGCUUCAAUGGCCAAGAUUGUCGUUGCUGUUUUGUACUACACAUUGUCGUGGUUACAGAAUAUUGUAUACAUGGAGAAACUCAUGACAACCGUUGCCAAGGCAGUCGUUUCCGUUUUGAAAGCUGAGAUCGGACAGCUAGAUUACCACUGUGUCAAACUGAAGGCUAGCGUAGUAGAGGUGUCGACGAGACUCUACAGCAUCCAGCAGUCUCUACCGUCUCCUCUAGUGUGUUCAGGCAUCUUGCAACGCAAACCGGAAAAGGUUAACAAUUAUUCACGGAUACUUGGAGCGAAGGAUGAGGUUGAAAGAACGUUGCUGAAAGCUACACAGAUGGCCGCUUUUUACAAUGAAGUUGAAAACUUAUUGAUGAAUUGUAAAAAGGAGGUGGUAGAAGAAGAUCGCCUGAGUAAAGAAUGGGCCGCUACAGAGGAGAAGAAAAAAACCUGCACAAAAUGUAUGCAGAAGUUCGCCGUCUUCACGGAAGAAGCAGAAAAAAUUUAUGGUCAGUUUAAAAAGCACAAACAGUUGAAGCAGCUUUCUUACAAUGAGGAGCAGAUUCAUAAGAUGGACAAAGAGAAACUAAAUAUUAAGAGCACUCAAGCGAUGUCGAUUUGUCACAGUCACUGUGAGAAGAACUGGACAGAGAGCCAUGGGGAACUCAGUACGUGGCAUGGGAAUGUUUACCGCUAUCGCUUAAAGAUCAAUCUAGUGGACCGGAAACUAACGCAACUCAUUAAGGAAUACCAAACCUUCUUACAAGAAGUUCAUAUGUUGGAUCAAGAUAUACAACCUCAUCUUGAUGACUUCUCGGAGACGCUGGUGAGCAGUUUGACGAUGGAUCCCGCUGGCCGGAGACCAACACAAGAGAAAAGAGACUCUGCCACUAACACAGAUUCAAUUCUUACUCAAUCCCCCGUGUCUACCGCUAAAGUCCUGAAGGAGGAAGGAGAGGACCUGGCAGGGGACUCGUCACUGAAUGAACUUCUGAAACAUAUGUCUGUGGAUGAGAAUGGAUGUGUCCUCAUACCAAGGUCCAUCAAAGCUGUAUUUGAAACGUGGGAGACAGAAAUCGACAGCGCGACACGACAGAUGGAGCAAGGACAGGAACAGCUCUACAAGAUGCAGCAAAUGUCACUCUCGAUGCUGUCUGAUAACAGCCUUCAGUCUGGCACCCAAUUCCAUCAAGGACUUUAUGGGCAAAGCCAAAUGCCUCAUGGGGCAUAUGGGUAUAAUAGUCAGGUCCCUGGGGCGUAUGGGUAUAAUAGUCAGGUCCGUGGGGCGUAUGGGCACCAGUGAAGGCGGUUUCAGUCAACACCAGUCAUUCUUCUAUCGAACCAAACUGUACUUUGCAGACCGAGCAGCAGACCUUAAACUUCGCCAUUGAAGGGACACAGCACUUCUAUGAGGAAAAUUUGCAUUGGAAAUUUCCAAAGGGCACCACAGCAAAAGCACAGUGCACCACAGCAUUGCUGUAGGUGUAGUUGGUUAAUUCGAGGCACGAAGCAGUGGGCGAUUAAACUGAUAAAUUUUACGGACUGUUUAUUGAUAUGGCUUUUUAAAGCAGACCUAUUCAAAAUACCAACCACCCACAUGACCUUUCAAAUGACCUUUGUGAAAGUUCAAAAUUCGUUAAAUUUGUGAACGCUUGUGAACGCUCGGCUUCAGUUUUUAUUGGCAAUUUCAACGGAGUCCUGGAUAGCAUGAGAUUUCGCAUGUUGUAGUUUUUGUACAUGUAUCUGAAAUACAUGUACAUGUAGAUAUGUUAAUUUGCACUAUUGAAAUGUUUUAUACUUUCAGACAUUUCUAUAUAAUUUAGGGGUUGAGAUUUUCAUCAAAUUUACCCAGUUGGUUUAUUAGUACUUUGUAUUUAUAAAAAUGUUGUGUAAAUAUAUAUAGAAAUAUAUUAAUUUGUAUGAAAUUGUUUAUUUUGUAAUAUACUGGAGCUGCGUUAAAUUUUUUGUUGAUGCACAUGAUGUCUUAUUAAAUUAGAAAUGUAAAAUAUACAAGCUCAGACAGGCCAAAAAUGCUGUUCUCAAAACACCCUUGCGCGUACCUCAUAAAUGGCAACUGUACCAAGCUCACUAUUUUGGAAAGCGUGUAAAUGCUGCUUCGCCUAAACAUUUGCAAUAAACCAUGUAAACACACACAGGAACACAAGCUGGCUCCCAAAAUGGUGCAAAUGAGAUUAUUCAGAGGUGUGAUUUAUCAGGAUAUUUCUUGAUUUCAGGAUUGUUCACUGAUCUCUCUGCACUUUCAGAUUUUCUUGAAAAGGCAAAGAUUGCCAUUGAAGAGAUGAAAGACUUGGCUCUUGUUGUAACCAGGGCCCAAUAUCUGCUUACUGUAAGCAAGGAAUCGUCGCUUCUGAAAGCAGGAAUUCUGUGCUUACGACAAGUCUAUUUAACGGGUUAGCGGGGAAUUUGUCUUGUGCGCGUGCACUAGG